This is a messenger RNA of Xyrauchen texanus (razorback sucker), 4375 nucleotides long. Its product is annotated as synaptotagmin-2-like. Gene Ontology annotation, cellular component: dense core granule; synaptic vesicle membrane; axon. Gene Ontology annotation, biological process: synaptic vesicle endocytosis; regulation of calcium ion-dependent exocytosis; cellular response to calcium ion. The coding region runs from base 252 to 1568 and encodes 438 amino acids. The transcript is spliced from 9 exons. NCBI's taxonomy places the organism in Eukaryota, Metazoa, Chordata, Actinopteri, Cypriniformes, Catostomidae. Gene Ontology annotation, molecular function: clathrin binding; calcium-dependent phospholipid binding; calcium ion binding. The record is from RefSeq and is a predicted model, not a curated record.
GGUGCCUAGAAGACAUCUGGGGAUGUGUGUAUGUGUUUGCCCGGGGUCUGAUAUUUCCAACAAAGCCAGAAGAGGAUAAAAGCAAAGUCCUGAUUAUUGUCACUUAGCUUUUUCUUUUUUCUUAAGCUCUCCAAGUGCCCUGGGAAGUUUCGUUCUUCUGACCUCCCACCUUCUCCCCACCACCACCCUCCUCUUGGUGCAGUACAUCUUUAGUGAGGAUACGCACCAUCCAGAGGUUCAGUCCAGAAAUCAUGAAAUUGAACGACAUUGAAAAUAAGCCUGAAGCCAUGGUGGGCCCAGAGCCCACAGGACCGGGCGGCACCCACCCAUCACAUACCAUGACGAUGGCGCCUGCUCCCGCUGUCUCCACGAUGGCAGAUAACGCCACUGAGUCUGAGGGACCAGUUAAUAAGAAUGAUGUCUUCGAGGAGAUCAAAAGCAAGUUCCUUAAUGAGAUCGAUAAAAUCCCAUUGCCUCCCUGGGCGCUCAUUGCCAUCGCCGUGGUCGCCGCACUCCUCGUCCUCACCUGCUGCUUUUGCAUCAUCAAGAAAUGUUGCUGUAAGAAGAAGAAAAACAAGAAAGGCAAAAAGGGAAAGGAUGGCUUUAACAUGAAGAACAUGCAGGGUGGAGAUAAACACCAGGAUGAUGACGACGAAGAAGGGGAAACUGGUUUGACGGAGGAAGAGAAAGAGGAAGAGGAAAAGGAAGUAGAGAAACUGGGGAAACUUCAAUAUUCUUUGGAUUAUGACUUCCAGGACGCCAAGUUGACAGUUGGAAUCUUACAGUGUGCUGAUCUGAUCUCCAUGGACUCUGGUGGGACUUCAGACCCUUAUGUUAGAGUGUUUAUUCUACCAGAUAAAAAGAAGAAAUUUGACACUAAAGUGCACAAAAAGACCCUCAACCCAGUGUUCAACGAAUCCUUUGUCUUCAAGAUCGCUUAUGAGGAGCUGGGUGGGAAGACGCUGGUUAUGUCAGUAUUCGACUAUGACCGCUUCUCCAAGCACGACAUCAUCGGUGAGGUAAAACUACCCAUGAACACAUUGGAUCUGGGUCAGCCUAUUGAGGAGUGGCGAGACCUCGACAGUGCUGAGAAAGAAGAGCCUGAGAAGCUCGGUGAUAUCUGCAUCUCUCUGCGUUAUGUUCCUACUGCGGGAAAACUCACCGUCUGCAUCCUUGAGGCAAAGAAUCUGAAGAAGAUGGACGUGGGUGGUCUGUCUGAUCCAUAUGUGAAGAUCCAGUUGUUGCAGAAUGGAAAGCGUCUAAAGAAGAAGAAGACGACGGUGAAGAAGAACACGCUGAAUCCAUACUACAAUGAGUCCUUCAGCUUUGAGAUUCCUCUGGAGCAAAUGCAGAAAAUCAUUGUGGCGGUGACGGUCUUUGACUACGACAAGAUAGGCAAGAACGAUGCCAUUGGCAAGAUCUUCAUUGGCGGUAAAGGCUCGGGCACAGCGACCAAGCACUGGUCUGAUAUGCUUGCAAACCCACGCCGCCCCAUCGCCCAGUGGCAUCCACUCCAACCCGAGGAAGAUAUCGAUGGUGCUCUGGCUUCCCUUUUUGCCAAGAAGUAACUUCCCACAUGCCAACCUGACUAACCAACAAAAUAACCAACCCACCACUGCAUGAAACCACAGACCCAUCUGUACGCGUUGUGGCAGUUUGUUUCACAUAAUCACCAACAAACACUGAAAUAUACUACAGAACAUACUUGAAAAGAUGAACAAUAUCACAUUUUGCCAAAUAGUGCAAAUUGAGGAGAAACUGAAGAAACGAAUAUGAUGCAUUUGGUCCAAAAGAACAUUUUCAAAUACCAUUGUGCAACUAUAUAGCAAAGUGAUUAUGGCAAUAGAAGUGGCCAGCAAGAAUCUGUGUUCUACAUAACAUGUUCUUAAAGCCUAAAUGUCCCAAUCUCUGCCAAAUCCACUAAACUUUAAAGGGGUAGUUCACCCAAAACAUUAAACUUCUACCAUUAUUUACUUACCCAUAUGUACUAAAACCCAACAAUGGAAGUGUCCAGAUUCAAAAGUGCACCAAAACUGGAAAUCGGUAAACUAGGAAGCUAGGCAUUUAUUAAGAAUGUCACUUGUGCCAUUAUUGUACAUUAUCAUGUACAAUAGAUAGUUUCAACUGCAUUGUGAGAUCAUUUGUUCACUGAAUAGGAAAAAAGAAUUUCAAGGUGUUGUUGGCUUUUCUUUUCUUUUUGGAGUGUAACUAAAGACAGACAGAUUUGUUUACAUUAAAAAUUGGGCCUUUUGAUUAGACUUUAAUCAAUUUAAACUAUAAAACAUGAUUUUGCAUUUAUAUGAUAAUAAUAAAUGGGAAAUCUAUGGACUAAUAAUUCAUAAAUAGAUGUCACAAUAUGCAUUCAUGUUAAAUUCAACAUUAGUCAAGCAUGUUUUACACAUAAAGUCUUUUUUACUGUAAUUCUGCAAUUAAACUCAUAUAUUCAAGAUUAAAAAAUAAAUAAAAUAUGCUAGACACACUGUCUCCAAACUUACAGGCAUCGUAUACACUAAUGAAAUGAGUGAAAUUUGCAUUCAGAGUAUUGCACACACAUUUGAGUAUCUGCUUUUUGCCACUGCUUUGUUUGUUUGGAGCCAAAUUUACCCAAAUCCAUUCAGUAAACUCCACUCUCUGAGAUGCCAAAUAUUAACUCAAAUUAAAUGGUAAUUGGCAGUUAAACGGGUUAUGUUGAACAUCUCCCGGUCUCCAUUAAGUUAGACGCUUAAAAUAAAGCAAUCCAUUUAGUGUGCACUUAUGUCUACAACUUCACCCCCCAAACUCUGCUUGUGUAAAUAUGCAUUGAUCAAAUUGGUUUCUACAGCAUGACCUAUAAAUCGAUGUACAUAGAGGCAUGUUUUAAAGAUAGAACAUAAUUAUAUGUGUAUGUGUGGCAUUUUGAUAAUAAAAUGUAGAGGGGAAAAAAUGCACUGAAUGCACAUUUUAUGAGAUUUCCCGGAAAGGGUAUAAGACUAUAUGAAUAUAUUAAUAGAGUUUUUGAAAAUACUUUAAUAUUUGCAAAAGAGAAUUAUGAGCUGUGGGUUAAGAGUGUUAGACUAAUACUUGUGAUGUCAUGUAGAAUUGAUUUGCAUUGAUUUAUUUUGUAUUUGUCCAGUCAACAUGUGUUUGUCAUGUUUCUGUGUUUACUCUGUCCUAGUGAUGUGAAAAUAUAAGAAAUAUAUGUCCAGAUUGUGAAUUUACAGGAAUGUAUGUAAGGGUGAAUCUCACAAAACAUUUCCAGGCCAAAAAAAAAAAAGAAAAAUAUUUUGCUGAAAUAGAAACUCAAGUCUAUGUUUUGGACCAUUACGAUAUAUUUUUUUUUUUUUGCAUUAUUUUUAUGACAAUUAACGUUACCCUACAAAUUUGUAUUACCAUAUUGCACUCAAAUAAUAUUGUAUCAUAUGUAAUUUGAAUUAAGGUAUCUUUGACCCUUUAAGCUCAGAUUGAUCAACACAAAAUAGGUAAUAAAUGUAAAGCUUAGAAGCUCUACAAAACUGAACCAGUGCAGUGAAAUUGUGUUCAGUUUUGAUCAUUUAUGAAAACAUUUGCACUGAUGUUUUUACUGAAUGCAAUAAUAUGUACAAACUCAUCAAAUAGCCAUGUGUCAGACAACCAGCCUAUUGUUUUACUCACAGACAAAAAUAUAGCGAGUAAUAGCUAAGUAUAUGUCUUUAACAAUUAUGUUGUUGUUGUUUUAUGCCGUGUUUUCGCUUACAACAUGAUAAAUAAACAGAAAAUAAAUCCACAAGAAGCACAAUGUUACAUAUGGCCACCAGGAGAUGGCGCCAGAUACAUGAAAGAGUCUCAAUGAUGACUCAAAUGGCACAGAAUGAAACUCAUUCUGUAAAAUAUCAUUACUAAAAUCAUGUCUGCAUGCUAUGCUUGAGUCAUUGUUGUGUUUGCAUGUGUCAUUUUUUUCUUAUGUACAAUUCUUAUGUUCUAUUUAAUUGGCUUUUGGACACAUGGAGACAUUUUUGGGCACUAGGAUAAAUUAUUUUUGUAGAGUUAUAACUUUCGAUUGCUUUGUUGUAUCAACAAGACCUUUUUCUCAUAUACAGCUGACAUGAUUGGGAACAAAACUAAAGCCACCUUAUUUACACGCAGAGAUAUAUCAUGUCAAAUAAGAAAUAAAUAAUGUAUCAUAAUCAAUAUCAUUAAAACAAUUUUAACGUUUUCUUUACAAUGAUACCAAACGCUAGACCCUCCUUUUUUUAUGCCACAGAAAUGGGAAAUCUUUAAAAACGCCUUCAGAGCUUAAAUGUUUAGGGUUAACAAAAUAAAAACUUAAAUAUAAAAUAUAAAUUGUAUUAUAAAUAAAAUUGUAUUUAUAAUUAAUAAAUAAAUACAGUUUUAAAUACAAUUUAUAACAAAGUGUAUU